UUUCACCGCGAAUUUUGAAGAACUUGUCCGAAGACAAUAUUUAUUUUUCCGGCUUCAGUACUUCAAGAUUUUGAUCGAUUUCUCCUUGAAUGAUUUGUUUGCGAAUUGUUAACUCACAUCGAAUGUUACCAAGACAUUUUGAUUCUACUCAGAGUCGAGAUUGUAAGAUCGAUCACUCACGCUCUGUUUGGCUAGUCACUCGCAGUCAAUCAUGAUAUUUGAUACAUGAUACUGGUCACGACGUCUUCUUCCUUAACUCAUCGAAGUUUGGAACUGUGAAGGACUCUGUGCACUGUAAACACUUUGGAAGUGCUUGUGCCUGUCACUGCAGCUUAAACGUGGAGUUUUUUUUUACGUCCCUAAGUGGAAGUUUUGUUUAGAAUCGUCAAGAAUCACAGCUGCCACAUUACAGAGCGCUGCUGAAAUCUAAACUGGUCAUCGAUGGAUCACGAACGAUUGGACACGGAUCAGUCAAGGUUAUCAAGGAAUCUUGAACAGUUUAUUGCUGUUUGGGACUUUGAACCAUCAAAAAAAGAUGAAAUAGCUCUACUGAAGGGGGAUAUUGUUUUUGUGGUGAAGAAGUAUCAAGAUGGUUGGUACCGUGGCAUCCGUUACAGAGGUUAUCAGGCUGGUUGUUUUCCAGGGAAUUUUGUUGAGAAAGAUUCAAGUGAAAUUGGAAAUUGGCAGGACUUACCUUCACCAACCUUGGAGGGGAACUCAAAAGUUCUGGAAGAUUUAGAAAAUGAUCGAGCCAAGCUGACAUCAGAGGCUAAUGGAACAGAUGAUCAGUGCAAGGAGAUGGAAGACAGACAGCCUGAUGCCAAUCAUAAUAAUGAACUGAACAGAUCUGAUUCACUUAAUGGUGGUAAUCUCAGUCCUAGUGCUUUGACGUCUUUUCAUGGACUGAAUAUAAUUGCUGAACAAAUGGGACAGGGAGAGGAAGAAUCAGAGGAACGAAAAAGAACAAGAGCUGCAAUGGAACUCUUGACAUCUGAGGUGUCUUACUUCAAUGGAUUAAAUCUCCUUUCUGGGCAUUACAUUAGGCCUCUCAGGAAACUUCGCAUUAUUUCUGAUGAAGAUGUAAAGAAAAUUUUUUCCAAUGCAGAGUCCUUAGAGUCCAUUAGUAAAGAGUUGGUUGCUAAACUGCAAACGCGUUUAGCUUUCUGGGAUGUCAAUACAACUUUGAUUGGAGAUGUUCUUGUAGAAAUGUUUUCCUAUUUGAUGAUGUUUGAACCAUAUUUCAAGUCAAGGAAGAGAGGGAAUGAGGUGAAAAUGAAAUUAGAAAAAAACAAUGAGAAGUUCAGAAAUUUUUUGGCCAAGGUCAGCUGCAAUCAUACCCUUGACUCAUUGUUACUUAUGCCAAUACAGAGAGUUCCCAGAUAUGAACUGAUAUUGAAAGAAUUGGUGAAAAGAACACGUGAGGAUCACCCAGAUUAUGAGAAUUUGAAAGACGCUCAGAGCAAAGCCCAGAAGACUGCAGAGGCCUUAAAUGAACACAUCCGUCAAAUAGAGAAUGAAACAAAAGUUGUUGAAGUAAUGAAGAGCUUUCCUAAUGAUGAAUUGAAUCUUAUUCGACCAGCUGCCACACAGUAUUCUACAGGAAAGCUGUAUGGUUCUGUGCGCCUUAGGAAACAUGAAAGAGACCAGAUGACAAGUAUAUCUAAAACACUUAAAAGAAUCUCACUUCCCCUGAUGGACAGCAUUGAAAUUCAGACAUCUCCAAAGCUCUCCCGAGUACAUGCAGACACGCGGUCACCUAGUACUCUUCCUCGAUUUCACAAUGGUGAUAGUAGCGACAGUGACAGUGAAACAGACUCUGUGUCCUUAGGGGAAACAUUUAUCACCAGCACAUAUAUUUAUGAGGGUGAAGUUGAACGUGUAACUAAGAAAGCCACAGGUUCUAACGAUGGAGGAAUGGUCCAUGAAACAGUUGAAAGAUAUCUUUUCUUAUUUAACAAUGUCUUAUUGGUUGCGGUGGCGUCAGAAAAUCGUAUAACAGGAAAGAAAACUUAUAAACUGAAGGACAGUGUUUCCCUCGUCCAGGCCUGGGUAACAUCACCCAGUGCAUAUUAUACAAAUCCACCAGAUAAGAUGUUUAUUCUUGGGACCCCUACACAAAUCUACAAGUUUUUAGCUCCAUCAGAAAGACAGAAAGAAAAGUGGGAGGAGAAACUGAAAACACAUAUUGAGAAAGAAAAACAAGCAUUUGUUGAGUCAUUCCAAGGGUUGCCUGUACCAGAUGGGGAAUUCUUAGCAGUUUCAUUUGAUGCCAAGAUUGAUUACCAUCAGACUGUUGACUUUGAAUUAAAUUUAAGACAGAGUGAAGAAGUUCUGGUAAUUGGAUUGAAAGCUGGCAAUUUAUGGCUUCCAGGGUUAUUUUCAAAUAGUGUUUGUGAACUUGACUUAGCAUGGUGGCCAGGACUUUACAAAGGAAAAUUUGGAUGGUUUCCAGCUCAGUGUGUCACAGGACCUGAAAUGACAGCAUAUAAUGGAACAAAUGAGUUUCAUCCCAUUCCUGUGGCCACAGCAUUGAAUGAGAUCAAACAGAAAAUGAUGGACUGGACUGGCAGUUUACCCAGAGAACCUAUCACUGGGGAUAUGACAGUGUUAAAGGUCUUUAAACCUGACAAGACAUUUAAGACCUGCAAGGUAGAACCAGGUUUCCUAAUUUCUGAUGUUAUGCGGCAAUACACAAGGCACAGAAGUUUUGUUGGAGGGCAGAUUGAUGCUUCAGUGUUGGAAAUGUGGGAGGAAUCAGUUGAUGGUUCUGUUCACAGAUGCUUGGAUCCCGGGGAGAAGCUGAGUAACAUCUUUGCAAUGUGGGGAAAAUAUCAGGGAAAGAUGAAGCUUGUUGUUCACAAUAAAGAUGAAAGACAGGGACUAGCAUCUGAUAAGAAAGAGGAACAAAAACCAGAACCACCCACUGGAGUGCUUAUCUACUUUGAUUAGCUUCAAAACAGUUUUUAGUAAUUCACAUUUCAGUCAACAUUGUGUCCACAAAUACACAAUAACUUGCUAACUAUUUUAAAAUUAAUAGUACAUUUAGUUUUUAUUGGAGCAAGUGAGGAAAUUUUUAAUUUUCUCUGAGAUGCGUAAUAGAAAUACAACAUACAAUUUUAUCAAAUGAAAAUCCUAAAGUUUUAUUAUCUUUAAUUAUGAAAUCCAGAGUGCUAUGAGUGAAGGCAAAGUCAAUAUUACAAUUCAAUUGCGUACCCCUUUCAGUCCAUGCCCAAGAGUAUCUUAUUUAUACUGAAAAUGUGUAUUUUCUCUUCUAGUUUCUCUUAGUUAUCUUAAUUCCAAACUGCAUCAAUCAACCCUCAGUUUCCAAAAUAGGGGAUUUUUUCAAAAUUUUUUUUUAAAUGCUCCAUCAAAUAGUUUUUGAUAAUGGCAGACUUGUAAAUUUUAUUGAAAAAUAAUCACAGUAUUCAUUUGAAGGAGACCAAUGAUAAAUGACUAUAUGGUUACAGUCCCGAUAAAUUAAAUCUGGCUUUCUGAGUCCAUUUUUAAUCAAUUAUUUUUAGAUAUAGAGAAGAAGAUUAGGGAUAAUUUAGCAUACACUAGUCAGCUCAGAACAAUUUUUGAUUUUCUUUUUUUUCCACUCAUUAAGUUAUUUCAUAUGAGCCUAGUAUACCUACUACACCUAAGUCUAUGUUUACUCUUUAUGUCACUCCUUUGUGCAUAAUGCAAUCUCGACAGAUAUUCUUCAUCCCAGAAACUGCUGAGCUCUUUCACUCCAAGAGUGAAUUCAAGGCAUUAGGUUCAGCUGUGGAAAAAGUUUGGUAUUAAAACUGAGCCCAGCACCUCAAUCAACAGCAAAUUGGGAAAAGAUAAAAUGCAAUAAAACUUUUCUUUAGUACAUUCAA
This is a messenger RNA of Pocillopora verrucosa, 3863 nucleotides long. RefSeq lists its product as uncharacterized. Gene Ontology annotation, biological process: intracellular signal transduction. NCBI's taxonomy places the organism in Eukaryota, Metazoa, Cnidaria, Anthozoa, Scleractinia, Pocilloporidae. Gene Ontology annotation, molecular function: guanyl-nucleotide exchange factor activity; protein binding. Gene Ontology annotation, cellular component: cytoplasm. The record is from RefSeq and is a predicted model, not a curated record.